AUGGCGUCGCUUGGUGCCCCCAUUCGGCACAUCGAUACUGUGGCGCUCGACUACUCUGCGCCUGCUGAUUGGCCUGUGGUGGAGAUUGCGAUCCUGGACGUUUUACUGGUGGAUGUCGCCGAUCUUCAGGACCUGGAGAGAUUGUCGCCUCAACGUGUGGGAAUGAAUGGACGCAAGAAAUCUGGCGGACGCAAGAAAUCUGGCGGACGCAAGAAAUCUGGCGGACGCAAGAAAUCUGGCGGACGCAAGAAAUCUGGUGGACGCAAGAAAUCUGGUGGGCGCAAGAAAUCUGGUGGGCGCAAGAAAUCUGGCGGACGCAAGAAAUCUGGCGGGCGCAAGAAAUCUGGUGGGCGCAAGAAAUCUGGCGGACGCAAGAAAUCUGGCGGACGCAAGAAAUCUGGUGGACGCAAGAAAUCUGGUGGGCGCAGUACUCAUGAGCCUUAA
Molecule: messenger RNA, 444 nt
Organism: Procambarus clarkii (red swamp crayfish)
Lineage: Eukaryota; Metazoa; Arthropoda; Malacostraca; Decapoda; Cambaridae
Source: RefSeq, a predicted model, not a curated record